AUGGCUUCAAAUCCUCCUCCAUUCAUGGUGGAGGAUAACACUGAUGAGGAUUUCUUCGACAAAUUGGUAAAUGAUGAAGAUGAUGUGGACUUUAAGGUUGUUAACACUUUGUCGGCAGUGGUAGGCCCCUAUUCUGCCAACGGGAACGAAUCUGAUGAGGCUAAGGCCUUUGCGAAUUUGAGUAUUGCUCAGGUUGAUAAUAAUUGUGAGUUUAAUGAUGCUAAUAACGAAGAUGAUAAUAGCACUAGUACUAGGAUUGAUGGUUUAAGCAGGAAAACUGAGAAAGUCGGGACAAUGAUGGUGGGGACUGUGGAAGAGAGUAUAAGUACAUUAGAGUCUGCAAAGUCAUUUGAGUUUGAUAGUUUGAUACACAAAUCAGAGAAUGGGAAUGGAGAGGCUGAGGUCUUGUCCAAUACCAUGGUGACGAGUAAGAGUGAUGGUGGAUUGGGGGGUUCAGGAGUUAAAGAGGUAGACUGGAGUGCAUUUCAUGCUGAUUUUUCUCAGAAUAAUAGUCAAGGGUUUGGAUCCUAUUCGGAUUUUUUCACUGAUUUAGGAGGGGAUAUUGCUGGUAAUGCAUUUGGAAAUGUGGGGAAUAGUUCACAAUUUGAGUCCAAGGUUGCUUCUGGGAAUGAAGUACAUGGAUCUGCACAUGUUGAAAAUUCAACUACCUACCUGCUGAAUCAACAGGGAUAUAAUUAUGGUACAGUUGCAGAUCAGAGUACAACUGCAGAUCAGAGUACAGCCGGGCAGGAUAUGAAUAGCAGUCAAUAUUGGGAGAAUCUUUAUCCCGGAUGGAAGUAUGAUCAAAAUACUGGCCAGUGGUAUCAGGUGGAUGGUUAUGAUGCAGGUGUGAGCGUGCAAGCAAAUGUUGUCUCUAAUUUGACUUCUGAUUGGGGGCAAUCUCACGGUAAUGCAGAUGUCUCUUACUUGCAGAAAUCUGCUCAGUCUAUAGCUGCGACUGUAGCUGAGAAUGCUACGACUGCGAGUGUUACUAACUGGAAUCAGGUAUCACAGCCGAGUGAUAUUAUGACUGGCAAAGAAAAUUGGAAUCAAGUUUCACAAGUGAGUGAUGAUACUACUGAGGCUGUAUCUGAUUGGAAUCAGGCUUCACAAGCAAACAACGGAUACCCACAGCAUAUGGUGUUUUAUCCUGAAUACCCUGGUUGGUAUUAUGAUACUAUUGCCCAGGAUUGGCGCAGUUUGGACUCGUACACUUCAACUGCUGAGCCCGCUCAAGCUCAAGACCAGGUGAAUCAGAAUGGAUAUGCCUCUACCGAAACAGUUUCUCAUAACAAUGAUCAGAAGACAUACAAUGGAUAUGACCAAGUUAAUAACUAUGAAUCUCAAGGUUUUAGCAGCCAAGGCCAGCAUCACGACUGGGCGGGGUCCUUCAGUAAUUACAAUCAACAGAAAUCAGCUAUGUGGCAGCCUGAAACUGUUGCCAUUAGUGACUCUACUUCACAAUAUAACAGAAACCAACAGUUGGAGACUCAGCAUGGGCAGGACUUUAUUGCUAGCAGUCAAGGUAGCCGACAAAGAACUGUUGAUUGUGAGAGAGCAAGUUCGUAUUUUGGGAAUGCAAGUCAAGGUCAGAAUGAGUUCUCUACAAGUGCUGUGCCACAAGGUUUUGUUCCUGCUGGGAACUUUAGCCAUCAGUUUAAUCAGCCGAGAAUCAACCAAAAUGAGCACAAACAUGUCCCAAAUGACUACUAUAGCAAUCAGAGUAACCUUAAUUUUUCUCAGAAACAAUUGCAGAGUGCCCACCAAUUCUCGUCUGCUCCUGCUACUGGAAGAUCAUCUGCAGGCCGGCCUUCACAUGCUUUGGUCACUUUUGGUUUUGGUGGAAAGCUCAUUGUGAUGAAAGAUAAUAGCGCUAUAGAGAGUUCAACAUUUGGAAGCCAGAACCCUGUUGGAAGUUCAAUAUCUGUUCUCAACUUAGCAGAAGUUGUCAACGAAAAAGUUGAUUCUUCAAGCAUUGGAAUGGGUGGUGGUAGUUAUUUGCGGGUUCUCUGUAAACAAUCCUUCCCUGGUCCUCUUACUGGUGGAAGUGUUGGUGUUAAGGAGUUGAACAGAUGGAUUGAUGAGAGGAUAAUGAAUUCUGAGUCUCCUGAUAUGGAUUACAGGAAGGGAGAAGUUUUGAAGUUGCUCUUGUCUUUGCUUAAGAUAGCUUGUCAGUAUUAUGGGAAACUUCGAUCUCCUUUUGGUACUGACGCAGCUUUGAAGGAAACUGAUGUUCCAGAAUCUGCAGUUGCCAAACUCUUUGCGUCUGCCAAAAAGAAUGGUACACAAUUUAGUCAAUAUGGUUCUGUUUCCAACUGCUUGCAGCAAUUGCCUUCUGAAGGACAACUGCGGGCCUCAGCUGCUGAGGUUCAAAGUCUUCUGGUUUCUGGAAGAAAGAAAGAGGCUUUACAAUAUGCACAGGAGGGUCAGUUGUGGGGUCCUGCCUUAGUUCUUGCUGCACAACUGGGCGAUCAGUUCUAUGUUGAAACUGUGAAGCAAAUGGCACUUCGCCAAUUGGUAGCAGGGUCACCUUUGCGAACAUUAUGCCUGCUAAUUGCUGGUCAACCAGCUGAUGUCUUCUCAACGGAUUCCACAGCUGAUGGUGGCGUGGCUGGUGCUAUAAAUAUUCCUCAGCAACCUGCACAAUUUGGUGCCAAAGGCAUGCUGGAUGACUGGGAAGAAAAUUUAGCUGUGAUAGCUGUUAACAGAACAAAAGAUGACGAACUUGUGCUUAUUCAUCUGGGAGAUUGUUUAUGGAAAGAGAGAAGUGAUAUCAUAGCGGCUCACAUAUGCUAUUUGGUUGCGGAAGCGAAUUUUGAGGCAUAUUCAGACAGCGCCAGGCUUUGUCUUGUUGGCGCAGAUCACUUGAAGUUUCCACGAACUUAUGCUAGUCCAGAGGCUAUUCAGAGGACAGAGAUUUAUGAAUAUUCAAAGAUGCUAGGAAACUCUCAGUUCACCCUUCUUCCAUUUCAGCCGUACAAGCUUGUAUAUGCGCACAUGUUGGCAGAAGUUGGGAGAAUGUCAGAUGCAUUGAAAUAUUGUCAAGCAGCAUUAAAAUCACUUAAAACUGGUCGAUCUCUCGAGGUGGAAACGCUCAGACAGUUAAUAUUAUCUCUUGAGGAAAGGAUAAAAGCUCACCAACAGGGUGGAUUCUCCACAAAUUUAGCCCCUGCCAAAUUGGUGGGUAAAUUGCUCACGCUUUUCGAUAGUACUGCUCAUCGGGUUGUUGGUGGCCUACCCCCACCUGUGCCAACAGCAGGUGGCACUGGACAUGGUUCAGUGCAUCAUCAUCAAUUAAUGGGACCUCGGGUAUCAACUAGUCAAUCAACGGUGGCUAUGUCAUCAUUAAUUCCUUCUCAAUCCAUGGAGUCUAUAAGUGAAGGGGCAGCUGAUGGCAGUAAAUUGACAAUGCAUACAAGAAGUAUUUCUGAACCUAACUUUGGAUUUAGUCCAAUACAGGGUCAGGCUGAUUCAGUAAAGGGAGCUAAUUCCACUGGUGAGCAAGUUAAAGCAUCAGCAGCAGGAAGUACAUCUCGUUUUGGCCGUUUUGGUUUUGGAUCCCAGCUAUUGCAGAAGACUGUAGGUUUAGUGUUGAAACCCCGUCAAGGUCGCCAGGCAAAAUUGGGUGAACAAAACAAGUUCUAUUAUGACGAGAAACUCAAGAGAUGGGUGGAGGAAGGUGCUGAACCUCCAGCUCAGGAAGCAGCCCUUCCACCACCACCACCAACUUCAGUUUUCCAGAACGGAACAUCAGAUUAUAACUUAAAGAGUGCAUUACUGGGUGAAACUUCUCAUAGCAAUGGAAGUGCAGAGAUUAAAAGUCCAAGUAGUUCAGAUCAUAGUUCAGGAAUGCCACCACUUCCUCCAACCUCCAAUCAAUUCUCGGCCCGUGGAAGAAUGGGUGUUCGAUCACGGUAUGUUGACACCUUUAACAAGGGUGGUGGCAACCCAACAAAUUUGUUCCAAUCUCCAUCUGUUCCUUCUGCUAAACCAGCAAGUGCAGCUAACCCAAAAUUCUUUGUGCCAACGUCCGUACCCUUUGUUGAACAGUCCGUAGACACUCCUGCAAAUACCAUGCAAGAUACUUCAUAUACUACUGAAAAUCCUUCUACUUCCUCUACAAGUGAUUUAUUCCAGUCUCCUGCACUUCCAUCUUCCAUGGCCAAUCAAAAAUUCGCAAGCAUGAGCAACAUCUCUAACAUGGAGACGACGAGUGGCAAUGGCUCAGCUCAUUCACGGCGUACAGCAUCAUGGAGUGGAAGUUUUGACGGUUCUUUCAGUCCUCCAGUUAAGGCUGAAGUAAAACCUUUGGGAGAGGUAUUGAACCACCCUUCAUCGUUCACGCCAAAAGACUCUUCUUUAGUGCAACCGGGAAUGAAUGUGCCCGGCUUUGGGGAUGACCUUCAUGAAGUGGAACUCUGA
Fraxinus pennsylvanica is the source of this 4422-nucleotide messenger RNA. Lineage: Eukaryota; Viridiplantae; Streptophyta; Magnoliopsida; Lamiales; Oleaceae. The record is from the annotation of a GenBank genome assembly.